GGCUGGUCCUCUAUCUCCAUCAAAAUGCUUCACCGCCACCGGAUCCACAACGAUCCCAAGCCGACUUUUGGUGAUUAAUUAGAGGUGCAUAGCGAGUUUUCCCAAUGGAUUUGAAAUACUUUCAGGUAUUGAAAAUGGAGAGCCACGUUGUUAAUGGGGCCUUAAGGAUAAAUAAAGUUUCAGACUUUUGAGUUGAGGGGAGGAG
Linum tenue is the source of this 205-nucleotide messenger RNA. The record is from the annotation of a GenBank genome assembly. NCBI's taxonomy places the organism in Eukaryota, Viridiplantae, Streptophyta, Magnoliopsida, Malpighiales, Linaceae.